ACCAUACUCGAUGGACUGGAGUGGAUGGGCUGUGACGUGGAGAGCAAUCAGGGCUGCAGGAGCGAGAGUCGGAGCCGAGCUCAGUCCACAUUGAACGGGGGGACUGUCAGCGCCGGGCGCUUACAACCGAGCUUUAACAAGCGCCCUUAGUCAACUGUGCAUACCGAGAAUAGAAGACGAAAGACCGGGGAGCGACGCUGAGCGGACCGGUGUGGGCACAUGGAAACGCUAUGUGGGUGGAUAUACGGCGGCGGACUUUAUCGUAGAUUCACCGGAGAGGAGGCGAAGUGAGCUGCGAGACAAACAUGCUCACCCCGAUACUGGCCUCCCUGCUGCUGCCUCUUCUCCUUCUCUGUCGGAUUUCUUUCUGCCAGUACUCCAGCGACCAGUGCAGCUGGAAGGGCAGCGGUCUGUCUCAUGAAGGCCACACCAGGGACGUGGAGCAGGUGUACUUGCGUUGCUCCCAGGGCUCCCUGGAGUGGCUCUAUCCCACGGGGGCCAUCAUCGUCAACCUCCGACCCAACACGGUCUCCCAGGCCGCCACCCGCCUCUCCGUCUGCAUCAAACCCUCCGCAGACUCCAGAGGCACCAACAUCUACCUGGACCGUAACGGCAAGCUGCGGAUGCUGCUGCGCGAACAGGACCAAACUCAGGGCAAGGUGCAGUGCUUCAAUAUCCUGGAGGGGUCGCUCUUCAUCGAGGCUGUCCCGCACAUGGACAUCAGCCGCCGGAUCACGGUGUUCCAGUACGAGCUGGUCAGCGACAGGCUGGCACACUCGCAGAGUGCACCCUGUCAGCCGUGCAGCGACGCUGAGAUGCUGCUAGCAGUCUGCACCAACGACUUUGUGGCACGGGGCAGUAUUAAGAAGGUUGAGCAGGAGGAGGAGCACUCGUCUGUCACUGUGGAGAUCAGCCGCCUCUACAGACAGAAGAGCCAGGUCUUUGUAUCUGGGGGCGUGAGGGUACGGAGCUGGAAAGGCCACAUCAAGAUGCCCCUUCAGUGUGGGGUGAAGUCUGGUGAGGGCGAGUUCCUCUUCACGGGGAUGGUGAGGUUCGGGGAGGCCUGGAUGGGUUGCGCCCCGCGCUACAAAGACUUCCUGCGGUUGUAUCAUGAGGCGGAGCAGCAGGGGACCAACCCCUGUCAUGUGGACACGGAUUGAGUGUGUUACCUGUCCACGCUUGGUGGAAAAAAAAAAAAGACAAGUCCUCACUGGGUGGGGAGCAGAGCUUGAACCAAGAGUUCAUGCUAAGGAGAGAAAGAGACUGACAGACUGGCCCAGCGGCAGCGCCUCCCUCCUCUCCUGCUGUCUCGUGACUCUUCGGAGACAAAGAAUGGAGCUCCUGAAUGUUGCCAAGCAGCAUGCUGGAUGGACUCGGUCAAAAGUGAUGCACAGUGGAAUGUGUUCGGACUGCUUUUUUUUUCUUGCAGACGAGUAACUCCCAGGUUUUAAAUGUAGCAAAACCCAUUUUGUUUUGUUUUUAUGUGUAUAAAAUGUGAACGAACGUUGUAUAUUUUGAAGCUCUGCGUGCUUUGUAAAAAGCUUGAUGUACAGUUCUGAAGUUAUUUCUUAUGACAGAAAUGUAUAAAGUGAAAGCCUGUUAUUUUU
Messenger RNA from Larimichthys crocea (large yellow croaker), 1607 nucleotides. It is a transcript of the gene metrnla, whose product is annotated as meteorin like, glial cell differentiation regulator a. Gene Ontology annotation, molecular function: hormone activity. The transcript is spliced from 4 exons. Bases 306 to 1160 code for a protein of 284 amino acids. Gene Ontology annotation, biological process: energy homeostasis; positive regulation of brown fat cell differentiation. Lineage: Eukaryota; Metazoa; Chordata; Actinopteri; Sciaenidae. The record is from RefSeq and is a predicted model, not a curated record.